AGGAUGCUUUGGGGGAGGACAGGGAGAAGUACCAGAGAUUGAAGCCAGAGGUACAGACAGUAGACCAGGGUGAGUAGACCACACGGCUAAAGGGGGGACGAAGGGACGCACCGCUCCUCCUCUGCUAGAUUCAAACCUCCCAAUGACUCGGAUAUGAACCUGAAUGGGAUGUAUUUUUACUAAAGGAAUCAACCAGUUUGCCUGUCUUAACCUCUGAGCUGCGCCUCUCUCAGCCUCUGCAAAGGACUUGAUUGGCUACACAGAGAGAGGACAGACGAGAGGCUUCUCCUGGUUCUAGCCUUUCUCUCCACUCUGACCCCGGCUCCUCACCACCAUGACCCUGGCGGCCUCCGAGAGGUCACUGCUCAUCAGAAACAAGUUCCGCUCAGUGCUGCAGCUGAGGAUCCAGAACCGAAGGCAAAAUGAAAUCAAUGCAGAUCCGGGAAAAUCCACCAGUCCACCUCAGAAAACAGACGACGAAAAGAGUGAAGCUCUGCGUCUUUCUGAUGACGGCGCUGCUCAGAAGUUGCCCCCUAGUGGUGUGAAUGCUGAAACUGCAAAAGAGAGGAGCGUGUGCGGGACCCACCGGCACAAGAAGGCACGGCAGGCUCCAGAGCUCGUCGAGAGAGUCCCACGUUUGUCUAGUACCACCGAGCAGCAGCAGGACCACCGGCUCCCCCUAGAGAACCGUACGUCUUGCUUCGCCCUGCCCUCCGAUGUCUUCGAAGAUGACAUCUCCUCUUGCUCCUCCUCCUCGUCGCCCACGGAGCAGCACGGCACCCACAGAUCAGCGGCCUUCCCCUCGUUACCGCUGCUUUCGGGCGAACAGUUACUAAGUGACUUCUCUGCGGCGGGCACACAGCUGCACCACAGCCCAGGUCACACUCAGUCUGGCUUGGCGUUGCUCCCGGCAACCGAGGGCAUCCGACAUCCUCUAAGUGUUACAGUGUGCGAACCCGGCUCCAUGGCAACAAGUGUGCGACCGAACGGGCUGUACCUCCCCUCGGCGACCAUGCCCCUGCUGCCAAAGGCAGCACGGCCCCCCAGUCCAACCUGCAGCUCCACUCCGCCCUCUCUCAACUUAAACCAGAUGCCCCGUCCACGGAAACAGCGGGACAGCAAACCAAAAAUGAAGAAGUUGAAAUAUCAUCAAUACAUUCCUCCGGACCAAAGAGGAACUGCUGGGACGACAGUGGCAGGAGCCAAACAGAAGAGCCCUCCCUCGACCCCAGCGUUAGACCCGGCCUAUUCCCAUUUAGUGAAACAACAGCAGGUUUUCCUCCAACUGCAAAUCCUCCAAAACCAACAACAGCAGCAGCAGAUCACAGUGGUGCCCAGUGGAGAUGCUGGUGAUCAGGUGAAGUCGUCUGGAGCCCUGCCGCUGAACCCACAGCCCGUCCCUGCCGCCACAAACCAGCCCCUGGUGGACCCCAAACCUGCGGCUAAGCUUGAGCUGCUCCCCGCUAACCUGGUGGACCUGACGGUAUCCGAGCUCCGGCAGCACCUGCGUAAGCGCGGCCUCCCAGUGUCUGGCACUAAGCCCGCUCUUCUGCAGAGACUGAGGCCCUUCCAGCUGCCCCAGCCGUGCGUGCCCCCCGUCCCCCUCUGCCAGCUGGGCAUCUCCACGGAGACGCUGCCCACAUCACUCAGUCCAAACCAGAGCCCCAUCUCCAGCGCCAGCUCUGGAUCUGACUCUCCCAGCCAGUGCCCAAGCAAACACAUUUACAUCCACAACCGCAAAAUUCCUAAUGGGAUUGUGAGCGACGCUCCUAGUGGGAUCUUGAGCGAUAUCCCUAAUGCUUUUACAAAUGCCACUUCAGUCAGUCUGGCAGGUGAGCCCUGCACCAUGUUUUUGGCUCCUGCCAGCACUGCCUCGGGGACCCCCAGUCCCAGUCUGCCUAUGUCAUCGUCCUCACCCCUGCAGUGCGGGACCCCCUGGAGGACGGAGACUGAACAGCAACAGCAGCAACGAGAGGAGCUGAAUGUGGAGCUGGAGAUGAGGGAGCGCAUGAAGAGUAGGCCCAGAGACCAUUUAAACAACUCCAGCGAGCUGUCACGUGGGGGCGCUCUACAUCCUUUCCUGCAACAGGACUCAGGAUGCUCAACAGAAAAGCCCAGAAACGAAGAGGAGUUGUUUACACAGCUGUACUGCUGCCAGCCGUGUGACGUGAUUGGUCAGGAUUUUGAGCUGCCUGUGCAGAUUACAGCGAGUCCAGUGCAGUCAUCGCCCGCAGUGCGAAGUUUAGAAGAGGAGCUCCAGGAGGCCAUUCAGAAAGCACAGAUGGACCCUCGCCAGUCACUAGACGACAUUCUGGAUGAGCCAAUCUCCUGCAAUGACUCCGUUGCCGUGUGCGAUGGCAAACCUUCGUCAGACGCCGCCCCCAGCCACUCUCCUCUUCCUCAGAGCGACCAGCUGCAGCCCAAAGAUGACAGCUUCCUCCCGUCUCCUCUCUGCUCCUCUCUUCUGUUGGAGAUGCCUCCUUCUCCUGCUGUCAUACCUCAGAGUCAAGUGAUCCCCGCUCCUCCCCCGCCCCCCCUCUGCACCUCGCCCCUGCCCUUGAACAGGAAGUCCCGAAAACGCCACGCCCCUCCCCCCUUUGACGCAGCCGAAUGGCUUGAGACGCUCACGUGCGGCCUCCUGACUCCGCCCACAGCUCCGUUUGUAGAGCCCGACUUUAGUCUGGACUCGGACCUUAACGUCAAUCGAGUGUUGGAUCUGAUGAUCGAGCAGUGGUGAAUGUACAUGAACAACAGUGAAACAAACAUCUCAACAAGAAAAUACUGUUUCUGAUCUCAUCCAACCACAGCCGAGAGCUCCUCACUGGCUCCACGCAACGUCGAGAGCCACUACACGAGCCUCAGCGCAGUGAUGGACUGUCUCACACACAUUACCAUGCAUUCUUUAAAGCACUUGGACUCAGACAGACAUUUAAUACAAAUCAAUGUUUACAGUAAAAACUAUGGAACACCUGAACCAUAGAAAACAAACAUGAAAACCUGAACUAUAAGAGUCACAUGUAUGAAACCUGAAGCAUCAUACAGACGUGUCUCUGGCAGCUCUGGAGAUGUGACUCAUCUCCAGAGCUGUUCGACUGGAGCGAGUGUGGCCGCUGUGUUGACUCACUCAUUCAUAAAGACUUUUACAGUGUGUCUAAUCUGCUCAGCCCUGACCCCAGAGCCAGACGCACAGUCGGCCCACAGGGGGCGCUGGCACGAGCCACACAUACUGUACUGUUUGUGUGAGUCAACACACAGUGUAUUAUCUCUAUCACUGCCAAAUGCUUUGGUCCAGCCCGUUUGCCUCUGAGUGUCGGUCACAGAGCACAGAGCUCACAGGCUCGGCUCUUUUAAGUCCAGAUUUCUGACAUUCUAUUUUAGCCCCAAAACCCGUGAGUGCCACUGGACAUUUUUACCCCGAGUAAUCAGAACCUCCACAUUAUUAUUACCAUGUUCAAGUCAUUGUUCUCCAGCAAAGAAAUCAAGCAUCUCAAAAUAGUUCCAGUUGUACUAAUGCUCCAAUCAGACCAAUGUGACUUACUAAAUGUUUCUCCCUUUGAUUUUGUACCAAUGAAGCCUGGCUUUUCCAUUCAACAACCAAGUACUGUGUCAAUGCCAGCCAAAUGAAGGCAACUUUUAAUGUUUUAUACAAUUUGACCACACUGUAAAAUCACUCAAAAUUCACUAGAAUGAUUUUUCACAUUCUGCCUAAACCUGGCUUUUCAAAUGGUUUUCAAAAACCUCAUUUUUGUGCGAUUGGUAGCUCAGUAAUUCAGACUUUUUGAGCCAAAACUGUAUUCCCUGAUUAUCCCAUAUGUUCCACGUAAAUCGCUCUCUUUGAAUGGACCAAGUACAGCCCUGUUUGCCACACGGAAAGUUCUGAAAUGGCAAAAAUGUUAAGUGAAAAUUGAAUAUAAUAUAUAAUUUAUCUUUGAUUUGAUUUAUCUAAAAGCUCUACACUGAUUAUGAGGAGGGGCCAAGAACAGAGGACGUUAGAUUCAGAUGUACUUCCACAUAAAGACGAUGAGUGAAUUCAAAUGUUACACAGCACUUUUUAUUAGUGCAAUGGUAACUUGUAUUAUUUAAAAUGAUCUUAUCUGAUAUUUAUUUUUUCUCUUAUAUUUGAUGUAUUUGAGCAAUUUGCUUUCAGUUAACGCCGUCUCAGACUCAUUGUGAAACUGGAGAGCUGUUAUAAGUUAAACAGUCCUGUGCGUUUUAACUGUAUGUCAUUUCAAACACUGUUUUUUUUUGAGUGCAAUAUCAUGUGACCUCUAUGCUGCAGUAUUUUGUCUGUUUAAAGGUACACUGCGUAACAAAUCACCUGCUUUGUUUCCCAUGGAGAUGUUAUUGCUUUGCCAAAAAUGCUCCACGGUACGGCAUUGAACUUAUUUAUCUCCAUGGAGACGAGCAGGCGACACCAAGAGGCCUAUGUACAGGUCAGAUCUGAGCAAAAAAAACCACACCUGCAAUUAAAUAAAUGUAAGAUAAGUCCCAAAGCAAUAACAGCUCCAUGGAGACAAGCAGAAAAAGUUACACAGUGUACCUUUAAGUAGCUAUCCAAAUGUGACCUGAAGGAGAAGGCACGGAUUGCAUUGCAGCUUCACGACAACGCUUUGACCACAAUAACAGAAAAGUACACCAGCAUGCGGACGGGUUGCUGUGAAAAUCAUAGUAAUCAAUAGGCGUUUUGGUGCAUAAAAAGAGAGUGAGGCGGGAGAGUAAGAUGCUACCUCCCGUGUCUUCCAAAGCUUUUGUGUUUUCUAUCGUCUCUCUUGUUCAUUUCCACUGCGACAGACGUCCAGUUGUAGCCUGAAGGCCCACGCUGUUCCCCGUGUUGGACGAGUUAAACACUGGUUAAUAGGUUGAUUAUAUUUCAGAUGGAGGUAAUGAGCCUUUUACAGAUUCAUGGGCAAAUCACUGUGCUGUAUUUGAAAGAAAUACUUCGAAAAUCCCCUUAUGUUGCCUUCUAAUUUCUCUCAGUGAAAAAGUACAUUGCGUUCAGACGUAAGGAAACACGCCAAAUUUCUUCUGGUUGUUUAUUUUUUGAACGUGAGGGCUACUGUCGGCCAUAACAGUGUCCAAAACAGACGAAAAAUACCUUUACGUCCUAAUCGGCACGUUUUAAAUCUGAUUUUAAAGUACGUAGUUUGGCAAAUAAGGAUGUCAAAUGUGUUAACUUGGUUUGUGUUAAUAUUUUUCUAAGUUCUAGGUCCAUCCGCAUCAUCUAAUCUUCAAAAUGUGGCUUUAAUCGAUCGCGACAAGGGCUUAUAACUAUGAGUUUCACAGCCUUGUGGAGUCAAUCCCGAACCAACAAAUUACAACAUUUAUGGAUUUUUUUCAGAGAUUUCUUUCAUAAACAGUGAUACUUCCCAACACUUUUAGUCCCCUUCGCUCCAUCUGAAAUUAUAACAUCAGAUUAUCGUGUCAGGAAUGCAGCCUAAAGUAUAAUCUAGUAUUUAAUAAGACUUCAUACGGAAACACACAAGGGUCAAACACAACUGGGAUUCUGUGGGCCAUUUUUUGCUGCUAAACUUGCCUUUAGUGUUUAUUUAUAAUGUUAAAGUUACUUGUGCCAAAGGUGACAGCCCUGUAAAUGAUGUAAAGCAAAAAAUUAAAGUCUUAAUAGAUUUUCA
This is a messenger RNA of Periophthalmus magnuspinnatus, 5630 nucleotides long. RefSeq names its product myocardin. The transcript is spliced from 16 exons. Bases 335 to 2737 code for a protein of 800 amino acids. The record is from RefSeq and is a predicted model, not a curated record. Gene Ontology annotation, biological process: smooth muscle cell differentiation. NCBI's taxonomy places the organism in Eukaryota, Metazoa, Chordata, Actinopteri, Gobiiformes, Gobiidae.